UGACCCCAGUCUGUAAAAAGGAGGAGGCAACUCUAUCAAGCAUUUUGACUGAAUUAUGGCCCGUUUUCGACUUAGAAUAAAUGUUAAAGUUUGCGUACCACCCCAAAUAUUUUCAAAGUCCAUUGAGAUAUUGCUUUCAUAUUUUGCAUACUUGUUUACCAUCAUGACCCCAGUUUGUAAAAAGGAGGAGGCAACUCUAUCAAGCAUUUUGACUGAAUUAUGACCCCUUUUCGACUUAGAAUAUGCUUAUUGUAAUGUUAUAGUUUUACUCAUAGCUUAUAUUAUACUAUCAAGCACUGAGAAUAGUCGAGCGCGCUUUCCACUGACAGCUCUUGUUAUAACUUUACAGUUUCUAUAAUGACUUUUUAGUUUAAAAUAGAUUUCUACUUCCUUAGACAAAUUUACGCUUGUUAUAACGCCAUAAUGCGUUAGUGAAACUUCGGUACAUGACAAAUAUUUCUUUAUCUCAAAACUCACUAGAAUACAGGAUUUAGCGUUUGAAAAAUCAAAAUUUUAUUAACAGAAUUCGAACAGCCACCUGCAGGACGGCAUUGCCUUCUCACACACUAUCCCCCGUGCCUCGCCCUCCUAAAUUUUGAAAACAGUCGUACACACAUGGAAUACAUACAUAUAUUACACUCGUUAUUUACGAUUUGAAUCUUAAAAACACAAUAAUUAUAGUGGUUAUUGACUAAAAAGAGCCUCUCUAUUUUAUUUCAAUUCUUUUACAGCUUCGCCAAUAAAGGUAGCAUUUAUAUUUGGAUUUGUCACAGGAGUGAUUUUUGGUUUUUUUGGACGAGAAAUUGGACGAAUAAUAAUUCGUCUAAUUGCAGCCAUAUUAGAUAAGUAUAAACAACAGACGGCGCAAAAUGUUGUAUCGAAUGGACAACAGACGGCGCAAAAUGGAACUGUCUUUAACCAGGCAGUAGAGGGCAUAAUUUCCUAUCUGAUAGCUAUACUUACCGAAUUUGACAGUUUGUUUCCCGGGCUAAAGACAUACUUGAACUGUCAAACAGAAAUAGAAGAAAAUGAUAUUAAAAAACUGAUGGAAGCUGUUAUCCCAGGUUUGCCAGGCUACAGUGACAAGUUACGUGUAGCCAACUUCUGUGCAUUGAUCGUAGAAUUUCUGAAGCAGAAAAAAGAGAUCACACCCGCAACUGUAAACGGUCUUAACAAAAAGGUUAAUGAUCUUACUCGACUCUGCUUUAAAGCAGACAUGCUGUUGAUAUAUGCAGAAGACGACAUUGAGCUAGCCACGACGACACAAUCGGAUAUACAAAAUGCAAAUGUACAAGGCAAUGGUAUUUCAGUAGAGCUUGUUGACAGUUUUGGAACUGGUAAACCAAAGUUAUCGGGAUUGAAAAAUGUCUUCAAAGAGUAUAUUUAUGUAUGCAUCGUUGUAACAAAGAAACUGAAUUACGACGAAAUUGCGCGUUUCACUGGCGAAAUGUUACUCGUAGAUUCGCUUUAUAAUGCUAAAGGAAGAGUCAUUUCAGUUGUAACCCCAGAUAGAAAACAUGAAUACAACGCGCAUAUUGAAUAUAAAACACUUAAACCAUUGAGAUACGACCGCGGAACGGACCAUGCUACUGAGCAGUUGAAAUUGCUAAUCCAGGACGCAAGCGAAACGGUUUUCAAGAAACCGAAUGCCAACGAGUGAAAAUUCAGAAUCUUAUAACAUUGAAACUUGGUCAAUAUCAUCAGUUGUGCUUAUCUCAAAUUAUAGGUUUUUUAUAGAGCAAGCUGUGUAUGUACUGUCGAAAAUGACUUUGUUCAUAAAUCUGUCUUCAGAAAAUUUUACAAGAUUGGAUUGUGUUUGCCUUUUGUCCAGUCAGUUUUAAUUGUGUAAUGAUCAAAUGGAUAGUUUUUAUUAUUUUAACAUGAGCAUAUUUUGGGUGUUUGAACAUUAAGUAAUAUAUUUGAAAUGUUAUACAACAGUAUAUAGAAAUAUAUUAAAGUUACAUAAGAAAUAUGUUGUAAACCUUAAAGGGAUGAGAGAGAGAGAGAGAGAGAGAGAGAGAGUGUGUGUGUGCGUGUGCGUGUGCGUGUGCGUGUGUGUACGUGAAGCAAGCGAGUUUAACUUCUCUUAUAAUUUAGCUGACUAAGAUUUGGAGUAAAAUUAAAAUCAGCAUUUACUUGAUGUGAUCAAAUAAAGGGAUAACGUUUUGAAUUGUUUGUUAUCCCCCGACGAAAGUCGGAGGGAUAUAGUUUUGGCGUUGUCCGUCCGUCCGUCCGUCCUUCCGUCCGUCUUUCCGUCCGUCCGUCCGUCCUUCCGUCUUUCCGUUCGUCCGUCCGUCCGUCCGGAGCCAUAUCUCGGAAACAGUUGGGAAUAUUUAUUUAAAACUUCAUAUACAUGUUCACCACAAUGAGUUCUUGCGGCCCGUCAAGUUUCAGUCAGAUUGCCCAAGUAACACCAGAGUUAUGGCCCUUAGAAGUUUCUAGUGUUAACUAUAAAGGAUAGUAUAAAUAUGGCAAUUUCUGCAUCAUAACUUUUGAUAUAUUUGACCUAGAACUAUGAAACUUAAACAGAAUUUAGAUCACCAUAAUGUGGUUGUGUACACACAAUUUCAUUUGGAUUUAUUUGUAAAUUAAGAGUUAUUGCCCUUUAAUUGUAUAAAAAUCCACAUAUUUGUACAUAACAAACUUACCAUUUGGUAGAAUUUCAUUAAAUUUCUUUCAUUCUUUUCCAUGAACAUUUAUUGUAAACAUGUGAAGUUGUGUACCCACACCUGGUCACCCCCUUACCUUGAUCACACACCUCCCCCACUAUCCCUCGACACCCCCCCCCCCAAAAAAAAAAAAAAAAAUCAUUCCUUACUUUAGAUUUUUUUCAAACAAACUUCAUAUACAUGUUCACCACUAUGAGGUUAUGGGGCCCAUCAAGUUUCAGACAGAUUGCCCAAGUAACACCAGAGUUAUGGCCCUUAGACGUUUAGGGUACUAUAGAUCUAUAGAUAUGCCAAUUUCUGCAUCAUAACUUUUGAUAUAUUUGACCUAGAACUAUGAAACUUUAACAGAAUUUAGAGCACUAUAAUGUGGUUGUGCACAGACAAUUUUGGACGGAUUUCUUUUUGUAACUUCAGAGUUAUUGCCCUUUAAUUGUCUAAAAAUUAACAUAUUUGUACAUAACAAACUUACCAUUUGGCAGAAUUUCAUUAAAUUUCUUUCAUUCUUUUCUGUGAACAUUUAUUAUAAACAUGUGAAGUUGCGCACCCACACCUGGUCACCCACUUGCCUUGGUCACACCCCCUCCCCCUCCCAACCCCCCCCCCCCCCCCCUCUCCCAAUUUUUUUUUUUUAUUUCUUAUUUUAGAUUUUUUUUCAAACCUUCCAAGUUGUACCAUUCCCCCACCUCACUUCUCCACCCAGUCAUGCCCACCACUGAUCAUGCAUCCUCUGCCCCCCCCCCCUCCAACUUCACCCUUUUACUUUUUUUUUUUUCAUUUUUAAUUUUCAAUCAAUAUUUAUAAUCAGCAUGUGAAAUUUUGUUUCCUCUCCCGUUCCCCUGCACCCCCACCCCCUAAAAAAAUAUAUAUUUCCAUUCCUUUUUUUUUUUAAAUGUUCAAACCUUCAACAUGUUAAGUUGUGACUGCACAAACCUUGCCCUCAGCCAUGUUCAAGAUAUCUUACCUGUGUUCUCUUAAGGACAUCUGAUCUUUUAAGUUCAAAUGUACAUGUAAAACAGCAACACCUGGUGCCAAACCACUCAAAGACAAUAUUUCUUUCCAGUUAAACUUCAAGCUCACAUUUCAAUUAACUGCAUUUAAUUUUAAAAGCUAACCUUAUUACAGUAAGCAUAUCCCAUUCAAAAUAAAUUCUUUAGUCAGGAUCAAAGUAUCAUACAUUUAUUAUGUACUCUUUAAUUAAACAUUUGUUUUCUGUUAAAUUGAUUUUGACUAAUGAAAUUAUUUGCUUCUUAUUAACAUCCUUAACUUUUUGCCGGAUAUAUCUUUUUGCCAUUCCUCACCACAAACCCUUUCGGCGGGGGAUACCAAUUCAUCGAAUUUGCUUGUUUACUUAUUGAACGAGGCGAAUACCAAAGUUUACGCAAUUAGUUUCGUGAGCAACACAAACUGUGUCAUUAAACAUUAUUUGGCAGUUUUAGAUUUAUUUAUUAUAUCAGUACCCUGCUCUGCAAUGUUUUAUUCGACUUGAGUGGAUUUUCCAGGCUUUGAUCCCACAGGGCGUUAUCCGGUCUGACAAAAAUCACGAGAGCCGAUGCAUCCUUGCAGAUCAAGGUAUUGCUUUAUUUACCCUUGUAUUACAUACAUACAUGUAUAUUGGUGCCUAAUGCUACUUAUAUCAGCCAAAGUGGACUUUAACGCUUGACAAAUAAAACGGAAAGGCUGUUUGAAACAGUGAAUUGUUGUUACGUCCCAAAAUAGCUGAAUAUUUAUUUUUUUAUUAAAAGAAAGCCUAAUACAUGCGUGAUUUUUAAAAUUAAUUGAGCCAAAUAUUGGUUUCAGGACACUAAAUUUUGUGCCAAAACUAGCUUACAUAGUACUCCCACUGAGACCUUUCCAAAAAUUACCAGAAUGCGACGGACCCGUAAUAAUUGUAUAAUUACAUAGCAUAAGAUUUAGACGUGCACAGUUGUGUUAAGAAGAGUGUCUCAUCACGGGAUAUGCGAGCAUAAUCUAGACGGAUGGAUUACCGUUUCCUUUCUGAUUACAUUCCGAUACCUGUAGAAAUAGUUUACACCUGUGCACUUUUAAGGAGCUAGGGAAAUCGAUUCAAGCAUGUAAUUUAUGUUACACACCGUCCGCAGCCAUUUCACAGUAACUAGCAAGUAGAAUUUCAUGAAAUUUGAAAUAAAGAUGAACCAACAUACUGUGAUUAUGCCCGACAAGAUUUUUUUUGGAUUGGUCCAUUUCCCUUAGAGUUAUUGCCCUUGGUUUAAUGAAAAAUGCCCAAAAAUGUCUUUUUGCAGCCAUUUCUCAGUAACUAUCAGAUAGAAUUUCAUAACACUUGGAAUAAACAUGAACCAGCAUACUGCGCUGAUGCCCGUCAAUUUUCUUUUUUUUUUUUUUGGAUUCAGUUUCCCUUAGAGUUAUUGCCCUUUAAUUGUUAAAAAUCCACAGAUUUGUACAUUAGAAACCAACCAAUUGGUAGAAUCUCAUUAAAUUUCCAUGAACAUUUAUUAUAAACAUUUGAAGCUGUGUAACCACACCUGGUCACCACCUUGCCUUGGUCCCCACCCCACCCAAAAAAAAAGAGAAAAAUUCAUUUUUUUUUUCAAAUCUUCCAUGAAUAUUUUAUCAACAUGCAAGGUUGUACCAUUGCCCCACCUCACUAUCCACUCAGUCAUGCCCACCAUCCCGAUCAUGCAUCCGCCCCGCACCCACCCCCACCAAUUUUUUUUUUUCAUUUUUAAUUUUCCAUCAAUAUUUAUAAUCAACAUGUAAAGUUUUGUACCCGCACCUGGUCCCCCCCCCUGCCCCCCCCCCCCCC
Mercenaria mercenaria is the source of this 5451-nucleotide messenger RNA. RefSeq lists its product as uncharacterized. The transcript is spliced from 5 exons. Bases 1046 to 1660 code for a protein of 204 amino acids. The record is from RefSeq and is a predicted model, not a curated record. NCBI's taxonomy places the organism in Eukaryota, Metazoa, Mollusca, Bivalvia, Venerida, Veneridae.